Xylaria bambusicola is the source of this 819-nucleotide messenger RNA. RefSeq lists its product as uncharacterized. The record is from RefSeq and is a predicted model, not a curated record. The transcript is spliced from 3 exons. The coding region runs from base 1 to 819 and encodes 272 amino acids. NCBI's taxonomy places the organism in Eukaryota, Fungi, Ascomycota, Sordariomycetes, Xylariales, Xylariaceae.
AUGAAGCUCUGGUCAACGCUGGCUCUGUUCGCGGGCCUUUCUACUGCGGCCUCGAUUCUCAUUCCAGAAUCGGUAGAUGCCGACCAAGUGCAUGAGCCGCACGUGGUCGACGAAAGCUCGGCAAUUACCACGGUCAUAGUCCCGCAAGAUGCCCCAGCAGACUACCACAUCGAUUCCGUUAGUCUAAACGAAAGCCACGAUGCUCUCCAGAAGCUAAAGCGUCGCGGUGCCUCGAAUGAACCAAGAGAUACUAUCGCUCGUCGAGAUUUCUUUGAGUGCGCGACCUCUGGCAAUCCCCCAUCAGCUAGCGACUGCCAAACGGUCAUAAACAACGUAUUCGCCACCAACCAGAACCUGGUGAUCUCUUCUGGGGCAUGCCUCCUCUUCCAGUUCAACACGUGCUGGGGCUUCUUCUGCUCGCUGUGCCAGCGCCUCGGCACCAGCACCAACUUCAUUGGCAACGAGCUGACAACAGCCCACACGCUCUGUGUCGCUGGGGGUGCCGCAGGUACCGUUGUCGGUGAGAGCGCGCCGCAGUGGCAGGCUGGCUUUAUCCGUGCGAAUGAUUCCAAGCCAGCUGAUGCGUCAGCCAAACCCCAACGUGGCAGCAGGACGGCGAACAUUGAUACUGGCGAGUUGUCGGAUGCUCAGGUAACUAAGAUUCGCACUAUAGUAUCAGCAGCCGGGUACAUUUCUGAUGAAAUAACUGAGAUGAUUGAGUACUCCCCCCACGCGGCAAACGAAGGGGAUGAAUUGCAAGACGCAGACGAUGAGAACCUGUCGGAAAAAUUGAAAUUGAAGUUCCGGGAACUCGUUUGA